Messenger RNA from Lingula anatina, 2225 nucleotides. Its product is annotated as lysophosphatidic acid receptor 4-like. The record is from RefSeq and is a predicted model, not a curated record. Gene Ontology annotation, molecular function: G protein-coupled receptor activity. Gene Ontology annotation, cellular component: membrane. NCBI's taxonomy places the organism in Eukaryota, Metazoa, Brachiopoda, Lingulata, Lingulida, Lingulidae. Gene Ontology annotation, biological process: G protein-coupled receptor signaling pathway.
GUCUCAGAACGGCAACAAAGUUACCUGGAGCCGAGUCUGAGAAGGGAUUCUUAUAUGGCAUAUCUUGUCUGAAAAGUGGAAUUUUCCAAUUAGAUGGCUGCGGGCAGGAUAGCUCCCACAUGAAAAGAACGUGUCGGCUUUUCCAAGAAGGACAAUGCUGGGCAAUUAUUAAGAUUCUUAUUGCACUCAAGACAUUCAUAUUAAUAACGAUGGGGAAAUCAUCGGACGUAUAUAAUACUGUCACGAUAUCUGACCUCAGGUAUAAGAGACUUAAGCGCUCCUGAGAUGUUCGACAUAGUCUUGGUUGUCCAACAACGCAGUCUCUAAAACGCAAGGGUGCUAAGCGACCUUGACCAGUCUACUCAUGAACUGUUUGUGGUAACGUUUUGAGCUUCUGCUGGGUUUUCAACGCCAAAAAGAUUGUAUAAAUGAUAGACAAGAUUCCCGGUGAAUGCCAGUCUCAAGGGGAGAAGAGAGGCUCCGAGCAGAAGAUUGAAGACCUCGACUUCUGAAAAAGCAACACUUCGAGCAGGCAGAAUCAAUGCUGCAACGCAGCCGUGAUCAUUUAUUUAUAUUCACAAAACUAUUGAAGUCAGAACUGUUUUUUACAUGAAAACGGUUUUUGAUAAUUCUGGCCAAGGCUUGAAAAACGUUUUAUUCUUUAAAGACACGCGCAGUUAUUGGAAAUGAAGAAACGGCGGGGUCGCGGUUGAAAAGGGAAACCUAAGCACGCAUACCGUGGCUUCAUAAAAACACAUAAAAACGAUAUAUUUUCUGUGGGGUUACACAAUUAACCGCGUGUUUUAGUAAUAUCUCUCAACGAUAAACAGACUUGUUGUCGUUUUAUUUUGCCCGACGUUACGCUCUCCCACUCCCUGAGCGAACAUGUGAAGAAAAACCGAGUCCGCUAAAAGAAGGUUAAAAACAACAUGGAGGAAAAUAACUGUUGGCAGAACGGCCAACAUUGCUGGUGCACCGUUAUUUACUUUUUCACUGCAUUGGCGUCCAUUAGCAGCACGUUGACAAUCGCCGUGGUAGUCAGGAGCCCAAAGUUGAGAGGAAGAUCGACUUUUGUUUUCUUGACCUUCAUGGCUGUCGUGGACCUGAUGACGCUCGUCGGAAUAAGCAUUUACUGUUCCUUGGAACCCGUCACCCAGUUCUGGAACACGAACACCAAAUGUGUUUAUUAUUCUGCUAUUUACUGGAUAAACGACAGUACUGUCAUGUUGUCGUGUAUUUUCAUCCUCAUGGUGACUGUGGAGCGCUUUGUCGUUGUUCACUUCCCCAUACGAGGUAGAGAGAUAUUCACCCAGAGGAACGCGAUACUUCUAAGUGUCUUUGUGUCAGUCGUCGUUUUUGCCCUCAACAGUAAUGCUUUCUGGAGUUUUGAACCAGAUCACCAGACCAAUAAAUGCAACGACACUGAGGUCUAUGAACGAUAUCUGAAACCUAUACGGUAUUAUUCUACCUUUGCGGUGACCACCGCCACUUGGGUUUCUCUGGUUGGCUUUUGUUUGGCCAUCAUUUACAAGUUGCGAGCCACGGCAGCCCUUAGGCGGCGUCUCUCUUUAACUGACGUGCACACGAGCUUCAAGAGCACUCACCUGAUGCUGCUCUGUACCGCUUUCACUUUUGUGGUGUUAGUGGGCCCCCUCUGCAUCGUCGAUGUAAUCCACGUAUCCCUCUAUCUCCUUAAGCAGGAUGACACUCAUUUGACUUACAUCCGAGAAAAUGUAUUUCUUCUGAGCAAGCUCAAUCACUGCGUCAACUUUGUGUUGUACGUAAUGACAGCCGCAGUGUUUCGCGAAGAAUUCUUUGCCCUCCUCGCCUUGGUGACAUGCCGCCGUGAAAAGGAGCAAUCGCCUUACAGACAGGGAGCUCAAAGUUGUAUUGAAACAAAGAUAACGCAUUUCAGCGAGCAGAAGAGACUUAGUGAUUUUUAAGACAUAGGUUGACAUAAAUGUCACAAGCAAACACGCACAUGAUCAGUCUAAUAUGACUGAAUUUUUCUAUAUUGAUAUCAUUCAUAUCUUUGGAAGGUGGUGACUCUGUUGUAAGUUGAGUAAAGUACUAUUGUUGUAAAAUGAUUUUAAAUCUGUUUCUGUGUUGUUUUUUAAACAAUAACAGACAUUCUUUUACUAAAUUUAACCGUCAAAGAGUCGCCAGGUUAUAAAACAGUGUCGUGACGAAGAUAAAUAUGUAUGUAUCAAAUUGUACGGUUUUUA